Messenger RNA from Haliaeetus leucocephalus (bald eagle), 1423 nucleotides. It is a transcript of the gene RPP38, whose product is annotated as ribonuclease P/MRP 38kDa subunit. Gene Ontology annotation, molecular function: ribonuclease P activity; ribonuclease P RNA binding. Gene Ontology annotation, biological process: tRNA 5'-leader removal. Gene Ontology annotation, cellular component: ribonuclease MRP complex; nucleolar ribonuclease P complex; fibrillar center. The record is from RefSeq and is a predicted model, not a curated record. The transcript has 3 exons. NCBI's taxonomy places the organism in Eukaryota, Metazoa, Chordata, Aves, Accipitriformes, Accipitridae. Bases 403 to 1254 code for a protein of 283 amino acids.
CUCCGGUGCGUUCGCAGCGCGUUCUGCCGGGGCCGCGUUGUGACCCGCGUACCCUUCUUGUUGCAAGGGGCUGCCGGGAGGCGUUCUCGGGGCGUUUUGGAGAGCGAGCCGCUGGAGAGGCGUUGCUGGCGGAGGUAGCUUACUACCAGUACACAGAGAACUGAUACGACUAGCAGAAUGGUUAUUUCGUGAAUAUCUAAAGGCUGCCAUUCAAGAGAUGUAUGUAGAUGCUAUCCCUAUGCCUACUUUGGUAACUAGGAAACCUAGGAGAGAGUCAUGUCCUAUUUCUCCUGAUUUGAAAUCUGAGCUGCUCUUACUCUGUAAGCUUGGCUGUGCAACAAUGAAGAUACCACUAAUUUAGCAAGGAGAUGCUAGGGUGGCAAAACACAAAAGAACCUCAGCAUGUCUGUAAUUCAGCAAGGGACGGCAACACUUCGUAAAGCAAAGAAGAUCACUGUAAAAACAUGUCUAGAUAACCCCUUUGUUUUUCAGUGGAAAACCAUAGAUGGAGAAGAUAUGCAUUUUAUACUGCAGACUUUAGAAGAAAGGAUUAAACAUAUUGGACUUAAAAAGAUUGAGACUCCAAGAAAGAAAAAACGUUCCCUUACAAAAAAACAAAUGGAAAGAAAGUGUGAUGCUAGCACCAAUGAACUCCCUAAAGAGGAGGAAACAGAAGGCCAUCUACAAAAACCAGGAUGGACUGACAUAAGUGUCAGAAGACAGCUUGCUAUUGGAGUUAACGAAGUUACAAAAGCAUUGGAAAAAAAUGAACUACUUCUCUUGCUGGUGUGCAAGUCUGCAAAACCUGCCAUGAUCACAUCACACCUGAUUCAGCUGAGUGCAAGUCGAGCCACACCAGCAGGCCAGGUUCCCCGUCUCAGUGAAACAGUUGCACCACUUCUUGGCUUAACAUCCAUUUUAGCACUAGGCUUUAAAAAGCAGUCUGAUAAAUUUACUGACGCAAUAGAAGCGAUAAUUCCAAAGAUACCAGCUUUGGAAGUGCCAUGGUUUCAGUACAAAACUGAAGAAUCGGUGGCUUAUGCACAUACAGAUUCUUCAGAAAAUCAGGAACCCGAGCAGCUUGCAGAGGCGCUGGGGGAUGAGCUCACAAGCCAGAAACGGAAGCGUACAGAAAGCAAUCAGCUCGAUCUUUCAAAUGUAAUUUUGCAGCCUUUGAAAAUCAAAAAACUUGUUCCAAAUCCAAAUAAGAUAAAGAAACCACCCCGCAAAAAGAAAAAAACUUUUUCAGCAUAACUGAUUUUAGUUUAGUUCUUCAUAAAAACUGAUUUUUUUAAUGCAGUAUGGAGUAGAGCUCUAACUGAGCUAUCUGUUAGGCUUUACAGUGUAAAGCACUUGAAUACAAGGUGAACUUUAUGUUGCGUUCAGUUGAGGUACUUUCUCCUUUAAUAAAGAAUAUUGCUCA